CCGAUAGAGGUCCACAAUGGGCUCCCAGUAUGUUUGUAAACUGGGAUUUUUACAAAUUUUGUCGUGAAUCGAAAUUGGAAGAUUAAUAUUAUUAAGCCCUUCGUUUAAUUUUAUUUCAUGGACAUUUUUCUAUCCGAUUAUCUGAUAUUUUUCCCAUUUGUACCGGUUUGUAUAUAUAUUUUUUAAUGACAAAAGGGGUUAGGUUUCGUACCCUUGCGGCCUUAUUUAUAAUCGUAAGAUCUAAUGCACUCAUUAAUAUCCUUAAAAUGUGAAACAUGAAUGAAUUGAUAAUAUAUUAGUUACUUUAGGUCUUUAAAAUUAUACAAGCACAAGCAAGGAAUUACUGGAGAUAUAUGACAUGAAACUCUCAAGUAAUUGUUUCAAAUAAUUUUUAUAACGAUGCAAAAUACGGAGGCAUCAUGUGAGGAGAAUGAGCGAGUAAUAAAAAAAUUCAAAACAAGUCGUUCCUCAUUGCCUUCUCUUGUAUCAUAUGAAACUUUGAAUGAACCAGAAACAUCACAAUCGGAAUUUUGUUUAUUUUCGAAACUUCUAGAAAUUCACCACGAAGAAUGUAGUAGAAGUACUGAAGAAUCAAAAAAUGGUUUGAAGUACAACUCUUUUCUGUUAGAAAAACUUGUAAUUAAGGAAAGACUGAAUACCCUAAUCCUAAAUCUAUAUCCCGGAAACAAAGGCUUUUCUAUGGCUUUUCGAACCAUCCCACGUUCUGAACUGGGCUCUGAUGACACUGCCAAUAUUAUAGAGACAACGCAGUGGCCCUAUGAAGACGAUGACAUACUCAGGCAUAUAGAUAAUGAAGAGCUUCCGCCAACUUUAGUAGAUGUAUUUGAAUUGCACUAUAGCCACCUAUUCUACAGUGGGUGCAUUAUUGCGGAAAUCAGGGACUAUAGACAGGCCUACCCCCAUUCUAAUUGUGAUAUCCAUCAUGUGUUGCUUCGUCCCACCCUGAAGAGUAUUAUGUCUGACAUCAACAACAUAGUUGAAAAUAACAACUCAACAUCGGAAGAGAAGGAUGAGUGGAGUGUGGAGGAGAGACACAUGCUGGAAAGUCAGAUUUUGCUUGCUGAUAAUCCGCACAUAUGUUUAGAUCCUGACAAUACCAUUAGCUUAUCGCAAUUAAGGCUGAAUCAAAGUAGGAAUAUGUGGAAUAUGCAUAAAUUCCACAGGAUGGCUAGGAAAUUUUCCCAGGUUACGGUCAAUAGGAAAAGGAAAUUAGAUCAAUUCACUCAUAAGGCAGGAUUAGAAUUAUACGAUUAUAUAAAUAGGGUUAGAACGAAAUCGAAAUCUCCAAACUCGGGCUCCAAGUUGAGAAAAUCGGAAAUCAAGGAGGUCAAACCCAUACCUGUACCUAAUUUGGAUUCACCGUCUAUUGGCCCGCCUUCUCAAGGAGUUGUUAUAAACGAGUUCAAGGCCUAUCAACCUCCCGUGGAAUCCAAUGAUUAUCUACCUCAGAUAGUUGAAGAGUAUGUAUUGGAAACGAAACUACCCCCUAAGGAUAAGAACAAACAGCGUGUAUACCAUAUCAAACUGUCGAUACUGCAGAGACCUUCAAAUUCGGAAUAUCUAGGAGAAUUAUACCUUGAUAGAGACCAUAAGGAGAAUGAGAGGAAUGGAGUGGCCUGUCGAUUCACGUUAGGCACACGUAUGCAUGUCAACAAGUAUCUGCAGCAAUUUUCGGAAACAUUUACCAAGAGUGGUAGACAGAGUGUUGUCAUGCGACGCGGCGGUCGUAACACAAACUUCAAGAUUUCUCUAGGUCAAUUACAACAGAAUGCAGCUCAGUCAAGUGCCCAACAGAAACAACAACAGCAAAGUGUUGGUCAAUCUCAACAGCAAAAUCAACAGGUCGCAAAUUUACCCAAUCAUAUUAUCAAUGGAAUCGUAUCUGGUGGAGUGAAUAUCGUUCAAAAUCAAGUUCAUACUAGUACUUCUAGUACUCCCGUAUUGCAGAGUCACUUGCAGUCUAGUUCUACAGCGAGUAAACCAUCAACACAGACCCUCACUAAUCAACAGUUAGAAAUCAACGCUCUCGCAAUAAAACUGAUGAAUUUCGGUCAGGAGUUCCAAGCAGCGGCUCAUGCGAAGCAGCAGGAACAACAGCGUCAAUUACAGCAGCAUCAGCAGCAGCAACAACAACAGCAGAAAGCAACUACUAAUGCUAACAACACAAUAAUAAACUUACUGAAUAGUGGACCUGCAAGUAAUAUAAACAGUGAGGCUAACGCGGUUGUGGUCAAUGCAAUAAAUAACUCUUCUUUACUAUCUCAACAAAUACAAUCAAACACUCAACAGAAACUUUUGACGCCGCGAAAAAUGACAGUUAUGAACUUACCAUCGAACGCCCGAGUGAUAGGUCACGCUGGAAACUUGGUUAUGAAUAACAAUCGUUUGGCGGAAUUGAACAAUUUGAAUAGUGGACAACAAACUAUAACACUUACAUCUGUGAACAGUAACGAGAGCUUCAGUUAUACUGCAGUUCCAGUUAAGCAACAAGUGAUAAAUCAGCGCGUUGUCUCUACUUCAAAUGAGUCGAACAAACAGACCGCUUUAUCUGCACUUUUGGUCGGUACCCCAGCAGCAGAUAGACCAGACAUUGUCAGUUCGAAUGCCAACUCGCUCCUUCUUGAAAAAUUGGCCAGUUCUAGCUCAUCAAACUCCUCGCAGGGGACAUCGCAAUCUUUCCUCCAGAACCCCAACAAGCCUCAACAAUUCGUGGUGCAAUCACCUAAAAUAAACACCGUUCAGUCUCCGAUGUCCAGUCCCCAGCAGACGACCAACACCAUAAACGUUCAAAGUUUGAAGCUGUCGCAGUUGCAGAGUUUGACGGGUCUACAGAAUGUUCAAGUUCAGUUACCAGGUUUCUCCCAGCCGAUAUCACUUUCUUCGGCCGGAAACUUACAGGGUCACCCGACAGGUCUUCUGGUGUCAGUGCCAGUUACGUCUUCUUCGGCGACUAGCACGAUGUCUCAGUCCAAUAACGGUACAGGUGUUGUGAAUACGGGACCGACGGUUGUAUUGGCCAACGCUGCUGGUUUAACGAGCUUGGCGCAAUUAGUUAGUGGCAUGAAGAACCUGAAUCAGCAAGGUAUCAGACAGGGUGUACCAGCGACGGUUUCUCUCAGCCAAGGUCAGCCAUUUCAACUGAUAACUUCACUUCAAGGUCAAAGGUUACAGCAAGCAAACCUUCAACAAAAUCUGACUGCAAGAACUAUCCAAAGAACGCCAAUCACAAUCAAGAUGGCUACCUCUUCUCCUAACACAAAUACGAGUCAAGUAACCAUCAAUACGAACACUCUGAAUCAGCAGCUACAGAAGCAAGUGCAGCUUCAACAAUAUCAACAGUUAUGUCUUAACCAACAGCAAAAUGUUACCAGCGUAGGGGGAAAGCUGAGAAGACGAAGUAACACCUCCACAGAUCCUCAAUAAAUCAUGUUGAUAGUUUUAUAAUACUCAUCUGGUUCUCAUCAUUUCAUUUCAUUAACAUAGCACUGCCUUAUAUUUUUCUGAUUACAGAAUGGAAAAAAAAUUAUUUCAAAAAUGCUGUUCCUAUACUCAAACUGAAUGAAUAAGUUCAUUGGUGAAACAGUGAAGUUUUUUAAUGAAAAAACUAUUAUUAAUUUCAAUAAUCCUUAUUUUCAGAAACGAAAAUGGGAAAUUGGAAAAUAUUUUUUUCAUAUUUUUUUUGCAUAUGAAUUGGGCUAUUCAUAGUGUUAAUCAGAGAUAGUAUUUGAUUAAUUUUUCUAUGAAGUUCACAAAUGUUAUAUAUUGAUUAAAUUGUUCAAUAUAUUCAAGAAAUUUCGACUCCGUAAAUAUUGUUAAUUCUUAAUUCAACCCAAAGAAGCGGACUAUGUAUCUAAGAACAAUGUUCAUAUUAAAUAUGGCUGUUUUUAAUGUUCUUCAUUCAAGAUAAAAAAAUAAUCUAAUAGGAGCAUGGUGAUAUUUUGUCGUAUACUUGUUAUCCAUUAUUAUUUCAAAAUGAUGAAAUCAUUUUAGUGCAAUUUCUGUUAUUUUUUGACAAUACAGGAAAAUGCUUAUUCAGAAUUAGUUGGAAUUCAUCAUUUACAUGAAUUUAAUAAUUUUUCUUGGUACCGAGUUAAUAUUAUUCUAUCUGAUCCUCAAUUGCACCAUUACAAAAAAAAAAUCAGAUUCUCAAUCUUUCCUAAAAUAAAUGUGCCAAAAUCAGCCUGCUUCUAUUGUCAGUCCAUAGGUCUUUAAAAAUUAUUGGUAUUACAACUAUUACCAAUAUCAUAAUUUUUGAUUCAUUAAUAAUCAUAAUUUAUAUUUAGUUUUGUAAUUGGAGGUUAUGUAAGAGUCUCAUGCUGUAAAAUACCAGUACAGGGAAGAGUAUAUUGUUAUUGUUGUUAAAAGUAUUCAAACUGAAACUAAGUUCUUCUAAUCAAUUUAACAUGUUUUCAUAUGCAUAUUUAUAGGUCAAAAAUUUUUGGGAGUAAAUUGUUUAUUAAUUUUUUUCGAAUGUUUCGAUUUGAAAACUAUAAUUAUUCAAAUUUGUUUGAAGGAACAAAUAUUUUUAAAUAGACUCAUUCAAUACUAUGCUAGAUCAGAAAUUACACAAGAAUGAUUUAGUAUCUAUUGAUUAGUUUUGUUUUCAGGAAAAAAAUUCCCACAUUAGUGUAUGUACUGAGUAUUACAUCGAUCAAUGAAAUUGGCAAAUUUAAUUAGUUAUUAAAAUAAUUUUUUUCAGAUCUCAUAGUUUUAUGCGGCAAUUAAAAAGUAACCGAAAGAAUUGACGCAAAAAAACACUUCUUACAAUUUGUAUAUAUUAGUUGAAUAUACUUAAUUUAUUUUCAUUUUAUUGAACGUCACAACUUUGAUCACAUUAUUAUUGGCUGGUUGAAUAUUUUCUAUUUUAGGUGUAUAUUUCUCAUUUUAUUUAUACCAGAACAGACUUCUUUUUAUUUUUUCAAUGUCUUGUAUAUAUUGUAAAUUACCUUCGAAAUGACCUCAUAUAGGCAUUUUAAUUUUUUUUUGUACUUUUGGGGGUCAUGGUUUUUAGUUUAACCAAUUUUUUAUUGGAAAUUUCAUUAAAAAAAAUUUUGAAAUUGUUUUCAGUUCUUUACUAAACAUCCUUUGAGACGGAAUUUUUAGGUUGCCCAUUAUUUUUGUGAAACCUGACUGUACAAAACUCCUGAUGUGAUUUGAACGUAACAUUAAUUUGAAACACUAAAACUUACUGGGAUAACAUUUUUGAUUUAUU
This is a messenger RNA of Coccinella septempunctata (seven-spotted ladybird), 5233 nucleotides long. It is a transcript of the gene Spt20, whose product is annotated as transcription factor SPT20 homolog. Gene Ontology annotation, biological process: regulation of transcription by RNA polymerase II. Gene Ontology annotation, molecular function: transcription coregulator activity. The transcript is spliced from 12 exons. Lineage: Eukaryota; Metazoa; Arthropoda; Insecta; Coleoptera; Coccinellidae. The coding region runs from base 400 to 3444 and encodes 1014 amino acids. Gene Ontology annotation, cellular component: SAGA complex. The record is from RefSeq and is a predicted model, not a curated record.